Molecule: messenger RNA, 1572 nt
Organism: Drechmeria coniospora
Lineage: Eukaryota; Fungi; Ascomycota; Sordariomycetes; Hypocreales; Ophiocordycipitaceae
Product: serine hydroxymethyltransferase
Exons: 5
Coding region: 1-1572 (523 amino acids)
Biological process (GO): L-serine catabolic process; tetrahydrofolate interconversion; folic acid metabolic process
Cellular component (GO): cytoplasm
Molecular function (GO): cobalt ion binding; glycine hydroxymethyltransferase activity; pyridoxal phosphate binding
Source: RefSeq, a predicted model, not a curated record
AUGUCUCUGCCAGGUCUGCGCGGCUCUUCGCGUGCCUUCCGGGGCAUUGCGAGACCAGCGGUUUCCCCCGCCGGUAAGCUGUUGUGCGCUUCGAGGAGGACCAAGUCGUCCAUGGCCCUCGACGGCCAGCAACAGCUCCUCGCCGCCCACCUCCAACAGGCGGAUCCAACCGUGUUCGACAUCAUCGAGAACGAGAAAAAAAGGCAGAAGCACUUUGUCAACUUGAUUCCGUCCGAGAACUUUACCUCACAGGCAGUUUUGGAUGCGCUCGGUAGCGUGAUGCAGAACAAGUACUCCGAGGGCUACCCCGGAGCGCGCUACUACGGCGGCAACGAAUUCAUCGACCAGUCCGAGCGCCUGUGCCAGCAGCGUGCUCUUGAAGCUUUUGAGCUGGACCCAUCGAGCUGGGGUGUCAACGUGCAAGCUCUCUCCGGUGCGCCCGCCAACCUGUACGUGUAUUCCGCCUUGAUGGACACGCACGACCGACUCAUGGGUCUCGAUCUUCCUCACGGCGGCCAUCUUUCGCACGGUUACCAGACUCCCACGAAGAAGAUUUCCUUCGUCUCCAAGUACUUCGAGACGCUGCCGUACCGGUUGGACGAGUCGACGGGCCUCAUCGACUACGACAAGCUGGAGGAGAACGCACUGCUGUACCGACCCAAGAUCAUCGUCGCGGGUGCCAGCGCAUACAGCCGGCUGAUCGACUAUAAGCGCAUGCGCGAAAUUUGCGACAAGGUCAACGCCUACCUGCUGGCCGACAUGGCCCACAUCUCCGGCAUGGUCGCUGCCAAGGUUCUUCCCGGCCCCUUCCCCUAUGCCGACAUCGUGACGACGACGAGCCACAAAAGCCUGCGCGGGCCUCGAGGCGCCCUCAUCUUCUUCCGGAAGGGCGUUCGGAGACAGAACGCGAAGACGAAGGAAGACGAGAUGUACAACCUCGAAGGGCCCAUCAACACAUCCGUCUUCCCCGGCCACCAGGGCGGCCCUCACAACCACACGAUUACGGCUCUUUCGGUGGCGCUGAAGCAGGCUCAGUCGCCCGACUUCCGCGCCUACCAGUCGCAGGUUCUGGCGAACGCGAAGGCCUUUGCGAAGCGCCUGGGCGAAGAGAAGGGCAAGGGUGGGUUGGGAUACAGCAUCGUCUCGGGCGGGACCGACAACCACCUGGUGCUGGCGGACCUGAAGCCCCACGGCGUCGACGGCGGCCGCGUGGAGCGCGUGCUGGAGCUGGUCGGCGUCGCCGCCAACAAGAACACGGUGCCCGGAGACCGGUCGGCGCUCGUCCCCGGCGGCCUCCGGAUGGGCACGCCCGCCAUGACGACGCGGGGCUUCAACGAGAAUGAUUUCGUCCGCGUCGCCGACGUCGUCGAUCGGGCGGUGACCAUCGCCGCUCGGGUCGACAAGGCCGUGCGUGCGGCGGCCAAGGAGAGGGGCGAGAAGAACCCGGGAAAGCUCAAGCUGUUCCUCGAGCACCUUGGCAGCGGCGAGAACGAGCCGGAGAUUGUGCAGCUGCGGAGUGAGGUGGAGGACUGGGUGGGCACAUACCCGCUGCCGUGGGAGGCGGGCCGGUAG